AUGCGAAGCAUUGAAGAGCACCUUAUUUCGCUGCUGGACUCGGCUCAGAGGACCUCCAUGGCAGAGCAGCAGAAUCUCAUCUCCAACAAGUUUCAGAAUGAGCGGCGGCAGACUGUGCACAUGUUCGUGGACAACAGCAACAUCUCCAUCGGGGCACAGCUGCUGCCUACUGGUCUGCGGGACUUCAGCAAGCGGCUAAACAUUGCCAGGUUCACGCAGGUGGUGGCCAAUGGGCGGCGCAUUGCCCGCCAGGUUGUCUGUGGUUCGAAGCCCCCGCGCACCAGUGCCAUUUGGCAACAUUGGGACAGAAAUGGCUAUCAAGUCAUGGUGGAGUGGCGCAGCCCAGAGGACAACCGAGAGCAGUUUGUGGAUGGCCGUCUGGUUGCGGAAGCGCUGAUGCACGUGAACAGCGUGGGAAAUGCAAACCCGGACAACGUGCUGGUGGUUUGCACGGGGGAUGGCAACACCGACAAUCAGGCUGCUGGCACGACGGGCGCCAACUUCCAGAACUUGGUUCGGACCGUUGCGCGGAUGGGCUGGAAGGUGGCGGUGAUGGUGGUGAUGGUGGUGAUGCUGAUGUGGAUGGUGCUGUGUUUGGUGGUGUGA
This is a messenger RNA of Symbiodinium natans, 606 nucleotides long. The record is from the annotation of a GenBank genome assembly. Lineage: Eukaryota; Dinophyceae; Suessiales; Symbiodiniaceae.